UUUUUAGCUUCGAGAUCUUUGAAGUAUUACGUGAAUCUCAAAGAUGGCUGGCAGAGGCACAGUGAAGCCCCACAGUGGAUUCAAUGCUAAUAAUGAUGCUGAAGUUCUCUACAAGGCCAUGAAAGGACUCGGCACUGAUGAGGCUGCCAUUCUCCAGCUGUUGACAGCACGCAGUAAUGCACAGCGCCAAGAAAUCAAAGCUGCAUACAAAACCCUGCACGGAAAGGAUUUGGUGGAUAAUUUGAAGUCAGAGCUGGGUGGGAAGUUUGAGAGUCUGAUAGUGGCUCUGAUGACUCCUCCCAUUAAGUAUGAUGUCACAUGUUUGCGGGAUGCUAUUAAGGGUGCAGGCACAGAUGAGAAAGUGUUGGUUGAGAUUUUGGCAUCUAGGUCGCCUAAUGAAGUCAACCAGAUCAAAAGUUUAUACAAGCAAGAACAUAAGAAGGACCUGGAGGAAGAUGUGACUGGUGACACUGGAGGUCAUUUCAAGAGGAUGCUGGUUGUUUUGCUACAAGCCAGCAGACAGCAGGAUAUACAAGAAAACCUCAUCCAAAGUGAUGCCCAGGCUCUGUUUGCCGCAGGAGAACAGAAGUAUGGAACUGAUGAAGGCCAGUUCAUCACUAUACUGGGAAACCGUAGUAAUGCUCACCUUAGGAGAGUGUUUGAGGAGUAUAGGAAGCUCUCAGGGUUUGAAAUAGAGGAGAGCAUCCAGAGAGAGACAUCAGGAACCCUACAAGAAGUACUGCUGGCUGUGGUGAAGUGUGCCCGCAGUGUGUCAGGUUAUUUUGCUGAUAGCCUUUACAGUGCCAUGAAGGGGGCAGGCACUGAUGACAAGACAUUGAUAAGGAUCAUGGUUUCCCGCAGUGAGGUGGACAUGUUGGAUAUACGUGCUGAAUUCCGCAAGAGGUUUGCUACCUCUCUGCACAAAAUGAUUCAGGGUGAUACUUCAGGUGACUACCGUAAAACCCUGCUGCUGCUGUGUGGAGGGGAUGAUGCAUAAACCCUGCCACCCUCUCUGCCUGGGUCGGAUCCCAUGACUCCCAUCUCUGGGGCAGGUUGAUGGGACAAGGGCCUAGUCCCCUUCUGAACCCAAUCCAGGAAAAAUUACAAAAACAUGACAUUCCAAAUCAAAAGAAGGAUCUCUUAUCGAACUGUGAAGAUGCUCUGCACAGCACAGAA
This is a messenger RNA of Carassius carassius (crucian carp), 1176 nucleotides long. Its product is annotated as annexin A5-like. Gene Ontology annotation, molecular function: calcium-dependent phospholipid binding; calcium ion binding. The transcript is spliced from 12 exons. NCBI's taxonomy places the organism in Eukaryota, Metazoa, Chordata, Actinopteri, Cypriniformes, Cyprinidae. Gene Ontology annotation, cellular component: cytoplasm. The record is from RefSeq and is a predicted model, not a curated record. Gene Ontology annotation, biological process: negative regulation of coagulation. Bases 44 to 997 code for a protein of 317 amino acids.